GGGCAGGCAUUUGUUCCUUACCUUUCAGCUCUACAAAGAGGAAGAGCAGCACCUUACCCCACAACUGCAGCUAGCCUCGAUCCUGCCUCCACCAUGGGCAGGCGUGCUCUGGAGGUGGUGCUGCUAAACGUUGCCUGUGCAUUUUUAUCCUGCCAUGCUGAUGUGGGGAAUUAUGAGAUGGAGCUCAAAUCAACCCCACAAUCUACUUUGUUCCUACAGAGAACUACUUCUGCUCAGUCAGUUUCCCCAUAUCAGAUAACUUCUUCUAGCCAUGCAGUCACCACACUUUUCUCCAGCAGGACAAGUAAUAUUAUAACUACCCCAUUCAGCCAAAGAACAUCUGUAGUCACUGCCACCCAAACAACACACCAUAAUCCAGUAACAACAGCAUCGGCCCCUAACAUGACAACGCAAGCAAGAGAAAACAGCACCCAGCUGACCAGCAAGGUGACCCAUCUAAUAUUAACAACUACAGUAGCAGGUAAGAAAACAACUGCAAAGCCCCCACUGCCAACCAAUGAAACUACAACCCAUGUAAGAGUAACAACUACAGGACAACCAUCUAACAAGACAACCAUCCAGAGAACUGAGAAAACCAUACUGCCAACCAACCAAACAACCCACUCAAGUGUAGCAACUACAGCUGCAGCUAAGAAGACAACUGCAAAGCCCACAUCACCAACCAAUCAAACUACAACCCUAGCAGUAACAACUACAGCAACAACCAAGAAGACAGCUGUAAAGACCACCACGCAGCCAACUAAACAAACAACUCAUACAGCAGCAAAAACUACAGCCAGAACCAACAUGACAACCAUUCAUCCAGGGAAUCAAACAACCAGACCCGCUACGACAGCCCUUGUGGAGCCCACCCUUGCACCUAAUACAUCAUCACCCACUACUGGAGCCUACAAUGUUUCCAAUGGAAGUGUGAACUGCAUUAAAGCAUCAAUGGGAUUGGAGCUGAUUGUUCAAAAUUCUAAGACGCAGAAGAAGGGAUACUUCAAUAUUGAUCCCAGCAUCACACAAACAUCUGGAAGCUGUGGAAAUCUGCAAUCAAAUCUGAACUUAACUUUUAACGGAGGCUUUAUAAGCUUCACCUUUGUAAAGAAAGAUAGAAUCUAUUACAUCAGUACAGUUGAGGCCAGCUUAAAGAUACCCUCCGUGGGUUCAUGGCAUAAUGUUACAAGCAAGCAGCUGUUUACAGCUACGAUGGGGAAUUCAUUUAAGUGUCUCAGCAAACAGAUGGUGAACCUGGCAGACAACUUCCAGCUUCUCACUGUUAACACCCAACUCCAAGCCUUUGCCAUUGUUGGUAACCAGUUUGGGAAAGAGGAAGAAUGCUCUCUUGACAGAAACAGGAGAACAAUCCCUAUUGCAUUGGGCCUGAGCAUUCUGGGAUUGUUUGUCAUUGUACUUGCCUUCGGGCUAAUUUCCAGAAGAAAGCCAAAUAGAGGAUAUGAACGCAUCUGAAUUGCCCACACACUUCAAAAUUGGAGGAGUGUGCAGCUGACUUCAACAUCAUUUUUCUUGCGAUUGGCUUCUUCGUGAUCUUUAUCGUCGGCAUCCUGGCACUCAUCCUCUAUGCAGUCUGCCUUAAGCGUAAAUCAUCUGCGUACCAGAGAAUCUAGUAGAUCAAAAUAAUUUCAUAUAAAUAAUGAGAAUCAUUUCAUGAAAAGAUUUUAGAAUUUCAAGUCUGCCAUAAUUUUCCUUCUAAUAACACUGUUAGAACAAUGUAAAACGCCAGAGUAUGUGUAUCUAGUUAUGAAAUCAAGUACCUGGUCAGUUUAUUGAGCUACCUGCAACUGAGAAGAAGGGGAACAGGUUUAAUACAGUUCACUUGUGUUCAGAAAGAGGAUUUUCAGUGGCCUAUUUAAAUUCAACUGUUGUUUUUACAACACAGUUUAUGGAUCAUACGUAGGAAAUGGGUUACUAUACGGAAGAGCAUAAAUUUGAAAACUGAAUUUACAAAGAACAUGCAAUGUAACCAUUACUCUCCCAGCAUGUUACUGGCAUUUUAAGGGCAUAAUCCUGAGGGCUGCUGAAGGAGCACAGCAGCUCACGGGAUCAGGCUGUAAACCUUUCUGACUGGGUCCUUCUAAAGUUAUGCAUGUAUAAAAUGUGUUUGUUUUAUUCACAAUUAAAGCCAUGAAUAGCUGCAGCCCAGUAUACUUAACUGAUCUCCUUUCUUGUAUGUUCCUAGCCAUUUGUUAGAAUCUCAAAUGUUGGGUUUCCUCGUCUGUCCCGUUUUUAAUCUUGUAUCAAUGGGAACCAGAGCAUUUUCUUGUUAUGCUCCUUGCCUGGGAAACUCUGUUACUAUUCAGUCUUUUAACAUUUGAUACCCAGUUGAAGAGAGACCUGUUUACUCUUGCUUUAACGAGUCUUGAUUACUGAUAAUUUAACUGUGUUUCAUUGUGCAGUGCCCUGUGCCAUUUUUAUGGAUGAUGCAAAAUAAAUACAUUCUAUUGCAUACUUUGGACUAGAGUUAUAAAUCAAACUGUUAGUGGUGAAUAAUGUUUGAGUUUAUGUUUAUCUUGUUUUUUUUCCGUGUUGGGGGGGAAGGGUCUUUUUUAUUUAAAAAAAAAGUUAAAUGCAAUCCUUUUCCUUGCAAUGAGUAAAAUGAUAGAUUUGUACCAACUGGCACUGAUGCAGUGUACAAUGCAAAUGCAGCCAUAGGGCCAGAUCCAUAGCUGGUGUAAAUCAGCAAAGAGUCAUUGAAGCCAUUGACGCUAUGGCCACUUAUACAAACUAAAAAGCCAGUGCAGAUACAGUGAUUUUUACACCAGCUGAGGAGUCAAUGGACCUUCACUGCUUUACAGUUGCUGAGGAUCUGGCCCUCAAUGUGAACCCAUUCUCUGACAAUCAGUAACACCCAAUCUACUCAAUCCCAGGAACAGAUGUUUUCAAGAAGCACGAACAAAUGGCAGUAGAGAUGUAGGUAGGGGCAAUAGCUUGGUCAGGAAGUGUUGCCUUGAGUGUUAUGGGAAGUAAGAGUAGGCAGCAAACUUGCUGCUUGAGCUGCUGCAUGCAAUUUUUUGGCAGGCACUUAUGCUCAUUUCCUGCCAGAAUUUAGCUUAAUAUUUGGUGCGUGGCUUCUCUUCUGAGUAAUUGUUCAUAUGCUUUUCUUAGGAGCUUCCAGCUUCAGUGGGGGGAAAUCUACAGAUUUAGUGGCUCUUGGUUGCAGGGUUUUGUUGCUAAAUGUAUUGUUUGAGGAAACAUUCCAUACAAAGUACGGGUUGCACAGGAGUAACAUGCAGUGAGAUUUUUAAGAAUUGACCGUAUAAUAUUCUGUAUAUUGGACAUGCUGUCACACUAAUACCACUCUUAACCCCAUCCGUUUCUUCUACUAUUUGCUUUUUCUCAUCUGAACGGAUCAUCAGUGCUGACAAUGCUACCUAACCGAGCGGCCCCGCUUCUCUUUGCCAUAGUUGUUCCUUGCCAAAGUCCACCUCUUCUCCAACAUCUCGCACACAAUGUUGGAUCAUAGAACUAGAUACAAAAACACCCUGCUAAAAUCCCUAACUCCCUUAGGCUUCAACUAAAAAUCACAGUCUAGAUCAUGUACUACAUCCUACUGCAAAUGCAAGAUACAACCUAACAAGAAAGGGCAUAUCACAUAUUAUACCAAGCUCAUACUUGUUCUUAGCCAAAAAGCCAAUAAGAUAAUAAUGCAAAGCUUUAUUUCCUUCACAAAGGGCAAAUAAAGCCCAAUAUAAAAAUUGGCUGCAAAUAGCUGCAAGGAGAGGGGUGGGAGAUUUAAAUGCACUUCUUGAGAAUACAGACACCAUUAGCUUAUUGACUUAUCUCCUUAACUGUUAUCCUGCCAUUAUCAAUGGGUCCCAACAUAAUUACCUAGUUAUGAAAAUCAUGUAUGUGCUGUACUUUUCUACUGUUGGAGUUUCUGUAAUAAAGAUUGUUUUCAGCCAU
Messenger RNA from Caretta caretta (loggerhead turtle), 3927 nucleotides. It is a transcript of the gene LAMP3, whose product is annotated as lysosomal associated membrane protein 3. Gene Ontology annotation, biological process: establishment of protein localization to organelle. The record is from RefSeq and is a predicted model, not a curated record. Gene Ontology annotation, cellular component: late endosome membrane; lysosomal membrane; plasma membrane. Lineage: Eukaryota; Metazoa; Chordata; Testudines; Cheloniidae.